Molecule: messenger RNA, 7692 nt
Organism: Pochonia chlamydosporia 170
Lineage: Eukaryota; Fungi; Ascomycota; Sordariomycetes; Hypocreales; Clavicipitaceae
Product: polyketide synthase
Exons: 4
Coding region: 1-7692 (2563 amino acids)
Biological process (GO): secondary metabolite biosynthetic process; fatty acid biosynthetic process
Molecular function (GO): fatty acid synthase activity; 3-oxoacyl-[acyl-carrier-protein] synthase activity; oxidoreductase activity
Source: RefSeq, a predicted model, not a curated record
AUGGAGCCAUUUGCAAUCGUAGGGUUCGCGUUCAAAUUAGCUCAGGAUGCCGUGGACGAGUCAAGCCUCUGGGAAGUCCUGGAGAAUGGCAAGAAUCUCAUGACCAAGUGGCCAGAAGAUCGUGCUACUAUUGAUACCUACCAUGAUGGAGGAUCCAAGAAGACUGCAACGAUUCACACUCAAGGUGCUCACUUUUGCAAUGGCGACCUUGCCUCCUUUGACGCUCCAUUCUUCUCCAUUAACCCCCAAGAGGCAGCGGUGAUGGAUCCCCAACAGCGAUGGGCACUGCAAACGGUGUAUCAUGCUUUUGAGAACGCCGGUAUACCGAUUGAAUCUGUCAAAGGAUCACGUACGGCUGUCUUUGGCGCGUGCUCAGAUGACUAUAGUCGCAUGCUCACCAAGGACGUGGACUCGGCGCCGCGUCUGGUACUAACCGGUACUGAAGCGUCCGUCUUAGUAGGCAAGAUUAGUUGGUACUUCAAUCUGGCCGGUCCUUGUCUACAUAUCAACACUGCAUGCUCCAGCAGCCUCACAGCUUUGGAUUAUGCGUGCAAGUCUAUGCAGAGCGGUGAUGCAUCGGCGGCUGUUGUGUUGGGUUCCAAUUUGAUGCUCAACCCAGAUGCGGCAACUCUGUUGUCCAAUCUGAAUUUUCUGUCCCCUGAUGGACUUUGCUACACGUUUGACCACAGGGCCAACGGUUACGCGCGUGGAGAGGGUAUUCUAGCCAUGAUAGUAAAGCCCAUGGCAGAUGCAUUGCGAGAUGGCAAUGUUAUCCGUGCCGUUAUACGGGCAACAGGAGCUAACCAAGACGGCCGGACGCCUAGUCUCACACAGCCUAGUGCUGAAGCCCAGGAGAAGUUGAUCCGUCAUGUUUAUCAAAAGGCGGGAUUAGGACUCCAAGAUACACGGUAUCUCGAGGCCCACGGCACCGGUACGCCCACCGGAGAUCCGAUCGAAGCAAAGGCCAUAGGUCGGGUAUUCCGGACCCAUCGCUCGCCUCAAGAUCCUCUCUACUUGGGGUCAAUCAAAGGGAAUAUUGGACAUGUUGAAGCUGGCAGUGGCCUUGCUGGUACUAUCAGGGCUAUUCUGGCUCUGGAAAAGGGGGUGAUUCCCCCUCAGGCGCUCUUUGAGGACAUGAAUUCUUCUAUUGAUGCCGAAUUCUUCAACAUCAAGGUGCCGAAAGCCUGCGUCCCUUGGCCCACAGCAGGCGUUCGGCGUGCCUCAGUUAAUUCAUUUAGCCUGGGAGGUUCCAAUGCGCACAUUAUCCUUGAUGACGCCCAUCAUUAUCUCCUCAACAAGGGGUUGACGGGAUAUCACAACUGCACAAUGCUUCCGGAUGAUUCGACUGCCGUAGCUAUAAACGGCACGACUUAUUCGUCAAGUGAGCAUCCCGAGCAACAGCCUUCAACUACCUUGAGUAAUGGCGUAUCCCGGACAAGUCCAGACGCAGCUCGUACCUUGUCAGGCUCUAGUCCACUCCUGAUGGUCUGGUCUGGUGCAGACUCCGGUGCUAUAGAUCGUUUAACCAUAGUCUACGAGCCGUACCUGCAAAACAAGAUCCGCGGCUCAUCUCGAAAACUCAACCAACUAGCAUACACUCUCUCUAAUCGGCGAAGCCGCCUGCCAUGGAGGUCUUUUACACUUCUUAGCGCCGACCAAAUCGCUUCAGGAGAAGGAUUAGUGCCGCUGCCCAAAGCAAAACCCGUCAGGUCAGCAAACUACGCGCCAGUCAUUGCAUUCGCAUUCACUGGUCAAGGAGCUCAAUACGCCGCCAUGGGUCUGGAACUCUUACAAUACAAGAUCUUCGCCGACACUUUGCAGCGCGUCGACAGUGUCUUUGCUUCCUUUGGGUCUACAUGGUCGGUGCUUGAUGUGAUGCGUGAUGAGAAUAAGAUCCAUUCGCCUCAGUUUAGUCAGCCCCUUUGCACAGCCCUUCAAAUUGCUUUAGUAGAGCUUCUCAAAAGUGUUUGCGUGGCUCCCUCUGCAGUUCUUGGGCACUCCUCGGGAGAAAUUGCUGCAGCAUAUGCUAUUGGUGCGCUGUCACUAGAAUCGGCAUGUAAAGUCGCGUAUUAUCGAGGAAUAGUUGCCAAAAAGCUGAAGGACUCUGUCGCCGCCAGGCCUGGGGCCAUGAUGUCAGUUAACCUGCCCAGAGAUGAGGUAAGGAGCUAUCUCUACAAAGUUGGUGGCGACAAGAUGGUAGUAUCAGUUCAUCUAGCCUGUAUUAACAGCAUUUCCAAUUGCACAUUAUCAGGCGACGAAAAAGACAUUGAUCAACUCAAGCAACGAUUAGACCAGGACGAGAUUUUCGCUCAAAAGAUCAACACUGGCGUUGCGUACCACUCUCCUGCAAUGAAAGCAGCUGCUUCAGAGUACCACGAGCUCCUUGGUGGGCUAGAAUCCGGCACGAAACUGAGCCGUGGUUCAAUGAUAUCAUCGGUGACCAGACGGUUGAUAACCAAGGUUUCGAUGCUUGCAACGGCCCAAUAUUGGGUUGACAACCUGCUAUCGCCGGUUCAAUUUGCCGACGCACUGCAGAGCUUGGACAGUAGAGAGAACUUAGGCGUCGGUUUUGAAAGGAUUACUGAUAUUUUGGAAAUUGGGCCGCAUUCCGCGCUACGACGACCCAUACAGGACACUCUGCAACAUUUGGCUGAUGUGGGUGUGAAUGCCAAGGGCAAGAGUACGAAACCUGAGGGAGUAUUACGAUAUCACUCUGUUCUUCAACGGUCAAAGCCAUCACUGAUUACCUUCCUCGAGCUGUUGGGCAAUCUCUUCUGCAUUGGCUAUCCAGUGUCCAUCGAAGAAGGCAACGGCCACCAUGGCGACAAAUGCCCGCCUCCGUUGGUGGAUUGCCCAAAGUAUCCAUUUGAUCUAUCAAGAAGAUACUGGCAUAAUUCAAGGCUAGACAAGGGUAUGAGGUUUCGUCCUGUUGCUAAGGGCGUUAUGCUUGGUAAACGAUCUCACGACUGGAAUAACCUCCGGCCAUCGUUCCGCAAUUGGCUCAGCUUGGACACUAUGCCAUGGCUAGAGGAUCAUGUUAUUAGCACUAAGACUAUCUGUCCGGGUACGGGAAUGCUAGUGAUGGCUAUGGAAGGGGUAAAGCACUUGAUCGAGUCCAACAAGGUCGCAAAGUCUAUCUCAGCCUUUCUCUUCCCAGAAGCUCACUUUCUCCGACCGAUUCCUAUCCCCGAGAAUGCCAAAACGCCAGUUGAGAUAUUAUUGUCUUUGCGACCGAGACAGGAGACUUUUGAAAAGGAGAUAGCCUUCUUUGAAAGUUCCAUCUUCGCUCACGACGGAGACAGUUGGACUGAAUGCUUUCAAGCCACGAUCCAGGUACAAUAUGAGCAGGGGGUGACUCAAGUCGAUGGCGGUAAAGAGCAUCAAGCGGAGACGGAUAAAUAUUUGAAGCUGCAGCAUGAAGCUGCCAACUGUUGUGACAAGAAAAUCGACUACAAAACCUUCUACCAAUCCCUACGUGAUCACGGCAUGGCAUAUGGUCCGUCUUUCAGCAUCCUACGAGACAUUCGUUGGGAUGGCCAACACAUCUCACAAGCAUGUAUUGCUCACGAUUUAAUGCUGGACGCCGGGGAUGCUAGUCCGGUGCACCCAGCACCUCUAGAUGCGAUGAUGCACGUUACACUUGCGCAGGUAUCGAAGGGCAUGUCUGACUCGGCAGCGACAUUUGUGCCUCGAGAUGUUUACAACCUUUGGCUGUCUACAAAACGGUGGAAACAAGGACAUGGUUCAGUACGGGCGACCUCUAAAAUUCACUCCAACAAGACAGCGGGCUUGGAAGGGAACAUUUUUGUCUGUGAUGAGGAAGAUACUCUCUUGUUGUCUGCGGAGCGUGUUGUCAUGGCGUGUGUAUCGCUUGAUGAUGAUGGUCUGCGUGAUAACCAGGGACCUAACCUUAUAUACAACAUUGACAGAAAGCCGCUCUUAAGCCAACUUGAAGGACAUGACUUGCAAAGGCUGUGUGCGCCACGACCCAUCUCACUAACUGAUAUCGAGCAGCAAUGGUCUAAUAGACUCGAGACCGCUCUACGCCACUCUGCUGAAGACGCUCUUGGCUGCCUCUCAAGCUUAAACUUCGACACUUCUACCUUGCCGAAUCAUCUCAAAACAUUCAUCCAAGCGCUUAAAAGUAGAUAUAGAGAUGGAAGACAGCAUGACAAAGAAGAGAUUCGGCAAGAACUAGCAAGAUGCGUCGAAUUCAAUCCCGGCUGGGAUCUCUACGCAGAAGCUGGUCGUCACUUGGAGAGUCUGCUUCGAAAUGAGACGGAACCCUUGGAGCUUCUAACGUCAUCUGAGGUCGCCAACCGGUCUUAUCCUCUGCUAUUCAGCAAACUAGCCGACGAUCGUCUGCGCAACUUCCUAGAUCUAGCGUCUCACGAGAAGCCCGGUCUGCGUAUCCUUGAGAUUGGGUCCGGCACUGGUGGUCUAACAACAUCUGUUUUGUCAAUAUUGCGGGACCUCGAAAAGUCCACGGGGUCCAUUCACUUCGCAGAGUACAUCUACACAGAUAUCUCUCCAGCCUUUUUUGAGGCGGCUCGGACUACUUUUGCGCAAGUUGCAGACAGGAUCGUCUUCCAAAAGCUUGACAUUGAAAAGUCUCCUGAAACUCAGGGCUUCGAGACAGGUUCAUACGACAUAAUUCUUGCAGGCUCCGUUCUCCAUGCGACGUCUCGCCUAGAGGUAUCCAUCAGUAACGUCAGGGCACUCUUGAAACCCGGUGGAUACUUUGUUAAUCUGGAAAUCACGCAGGUUAACCUUGCCAAGGCUCUUGUAAGCUUUGGCUCCCUGCCUGGCUGGUGGCUAUCUACGGAAGACUGGCGGAAAGAUGGACCACUUGUGCCGAAAGAAACAUGGGAUAGAUUGGCGAGAGAUACUGGCUUCACUGGAGUAGAAGCAAGUUGGGAAGACGGAGAAGGAGUUUGUCUCAUGAUUACUACCGCAGUAGAGAAGGAGACUUCAGCAGAGAUGCCUAUCCAACCCGCCGUCCGGAACCAAGGCUCUCUAAUUCUCGUCGUCGACACCAAUGCGCCGGAUUUGCAGACAACACUAGCUGCUAGCCUACUCCAAGAACAAGGACAAAAUACGAGAGUUGUACAGCUGAAUCAAGUGCACGAGAAUACCUGGCAACAUGAUGACGUGAUCAUCUCGCUUCUUGAUGUGGGGAAAUCAUUUCUGCUAGCAAUUUCCGAGCAAGAGUUCGAUGCCCUGCGAACUCUGAUUUCAAAGGCACAAAAUCUACUAUGGGUAGCACUCCCUGAUCUUUUAGUCGAAGAGGAUGCAGGAGACCCAAGACCUCAUAUGGCUUUGGGCUUCCUUCGCUCCAUGCGGUACGAGGAGCCAACAAAGGAGCUUGUCAGUCUCAUGGCUGGUCAGCGAACUUUACUAACCGUUGAUGCCGCUGAAGCUCAUAUACGAAACGUGCUCCGGAUAUGUUUUCAAGAUGGCCUCGCUUCACUGGAAAACGAGUUCUUCAUCCAAGAUGGCCUUCUAAGCGUAGAGCGACUAAUCUACGCCGCCGAUCAGGAUGACGAUAGACGAUUGCGGAUUUAUCCCACGCUACAGAAGGAUCAGAUCUUGAGACAUGAUCCUCCUACUGUUCUGUCUGUGGGAACUCCUGGCAUGCUUGAUACCCUUAGACUCGCCGAGGCACAGCUACCAGAUAAGCUUGAUCCAGAGGCGGUAGAGAUCGAGUGCCGAGCUUGGCCUGUGUCUUUCCGUGAUGUAAUGAUUGCGCUUAGUCGUUAUGGAGACGCCAGCGACACCAGUGGAAUGGGCUGGGAGCUUUCUGGAGUCGUAUCACGAGUCGGUUCCAAAGUUUCCGAGCUCCAGCCAGGCGAUCGCAUCCCCGACGACAUGUCCUUCGCCAGGUCUGUCGCCGCACUGAAUCCCCUCAUGACAGCCUAUCACGGGUUGAUCAACCUAGCCAGGUUAAAGAGGGGCGACAAAGUUCUCAUCCACGCCGCUGCAGGUAGCACAGGGCAAAUGGCCAUUUGCGUUGCCCAGCAGGUUGGUGCCGAGAUAUUUGCAACGGUAGGGUUCGAUGAAAAGAAACAGCUGUUAGUGGAUGAGUUUGGAAUACCGGCCAGCAAUAUCUUUUAUAGUCGUGAUACGUCCUUCCAAAAGGGUAUUAUGCGGGAGACGGGCGGCCGUGGUGUGGAUGUGGUUUUGAACUCACUGUCUGGAGACAAACUCAAAGCAUCGUGGGCCUGCAUUGCCCCUUUUGGAAGAUUCAUUGAAAUUGGCAAGGCGGAUAUUGGCUCCAACUCUUCUCUCCCAAUGGCUCAUUUUGCUAGGAACGUUACCUUUGCUGCUGUGGAUUUGGUGCACAUGGCAGCUCGUGAUCCUCAAGGCACGAAAGAUCUGAUGCGAACCUGUCUUGCCAUGUUGUUUGAGAGCAAUAUUGGCCAGUACCCGAAGCCUGUGCAUCUUUUCCCUGUCGCAGAGGCAGAGAAGGCGUUUAGGUUUAUCCAGAGCGGCAAGAAUACUGGACGUACUGUCAUCACCCUGGAACCGAAUGACAAAAUUUCUAAAUACAUAACUAAAAGAUCUACUUGGCGCUUUCCCAGUCAAGCUACCUAUGUAAUAGUGGGUGGCUUAGGCGGGAUUGGUCGGUCCAUUCUCUCCUGGAUGGUUCAGAAAGGGGCAAGAUAUUUUGUUAUCCCGUCACGCUCAGGAGUAAAAUCACAGGCCGUUGCGGAAUUUGUUGCUCGUCUCGAACAAAAAGGCGUGACUCUCAUUACAUCUUGCUGCGAUGUCAGCUCCAGUGAUCAGCUUGCAGCCCUCCUGCAGGCAUGUAAGGACAUGCCUCCUAUAAGGGGCUGUAUCAAUGCUGCAAUGGCUCUUCAAGACGCAAUGUUCUAUAACAUGACGCACUCGCAAUGGAAAAUUUCAAUCCAAUCCAAGGUAGCCUCGUCUUGGAAUCUUCAUCAACAGCUACCCGCAGACUUGGACUUUUUCAUUCUCCUGUCGUCUGCCGCCAGCAUUUACGGAGCCAUAGGUCAGAGUAACUACGCUGCCGCUUGCGCAGGUCAGGAUUCCAUCGCCCGUCAUCGCUCCUCCAUGGGUGGCAAGGCCAUGAGUAUUAACCUUGGAUUAAUACGGAACGUUGGAGCUAUGGUCGAUCAUGAAGACUUCCAGGUCAGUUCUGACAAAUAUCGCGAUGCCAAGGCAGUUUAUGAAAGAGACAUUCUUGCUGUCAUGGACUACUACUGCGAUCCUUUAACCCUCACCGGGAAAGAAACACAUACCCAGGUCCUUGUGGGUGGUGCGACUCCUUCAGAUACACAUAUCGACACCGUUCUUCCCCCUCAUAUCGACGGGCGACCGUUUUACAGCGGGUUUCCCAGAAUUACCAAGGAAGGACAGCAGCGAAAUCAGCGCAACGGAGCUAAUGACCAGACUGCAUUACUAUUCCAGCAGGCUACGUCGCCUACUGAUCGAGCUGCGGUGGCGAUGGGCGCAAUUAUCGACAAGUUGGCACACGCUUUGUGUAUUACGAGUGACGAAAUCGAUGCUCGAAAUCCACUAUCGGAUUAUGGCGUUGACUCUCUCAUGGCGGUUGAGCUAAGACACUGGUUCCGGAGGGACUUCAAAGCCGAUGUUGCCGUCUUCGAUAUUAUGGGGAAUAAUGUCUCAAUUAGAAAUGUCGCGGAACUGAUUGCCAGAGUCGCGGAGUAG